CUCACAGGUAAUGCCAGACUCCUGUGGCUUCUGUUUUGUAACUAUAGUGAGGAAAUAUUUCCCCUCGGUCCAUAAUUCCACUUCAUAGCCCACAUGGAUUCCUAUAAUUUCCACUUCGAGAGGAUGAGCAACCUUGACCUACACCCUCUGAGUCUCCCGGUCAGUCGACUCUCCCCGGCCAAGUCCAGUAGCAGUAUUGAUCAGUAUACCCACCACCACGGCAAAGGGGACUCAGCCUAUAGCUCAUUCUCUGGUGGCUCCACGGUCCCCGAUUACCCUUCUCCUUUUCUCCUGGAUGAAAUCCAGUCGCAAAGCUUGCACUACACCGAUCUGAAAUGCGUGAGAGCUAAAUAUAGCCCAACCUGUCUUGAUUCAGAUUCCAAGAGCAUGGACCACAUUUACCGUUCGAUGGACACUGUUGCACAACAGCAUCGCAGGAGCAGCGUUGACUUUUCUAGCAUUGGAAAUCCGUCAGUUCAUAAGCAUCCCUUACCACCCCCACCACCUCCUACCCGUCUGAACAGUUUCGUAACAACCAGGAAUCUUGAAAACUCAAGGGCACGUCAGAGUCCAGAAGGACAGCUUGCUGAUGUUUCUACUUUACAGCAGACCGUUAACCCAGAGGUCUCUGGUGUCCGGACUGAACCUGUCCAUGGUCGUGCAUUUUCACAGCUUAAAGAUCACCUCAAGCAAGAACCAGUGGACAAGAUCCUUGAUCCACCAAAGCCUAGAGGGAUUACAAAUAGAUCACCCCUGCAAACAUGUCAACCAGAUUACUUGAGUGGCCAUUCAGAAAAUCAACGAAAAAGGUCGCAUUCAGCUUACGGUGGACCCGUUUCUGGGAAUCAGUGUUUCGUCAGCUCCUGCCGUAUGCCACAGAACAUGAUCAGUGGGAGUAUUCAGCACAAAGGACAAUUUUAUUUUGUAACUGGUGUCUUCAAGUCCUCUGAGCCCAGUGUCAUGCAAGGUGUUGUUGAAGACAGUGCAAGCGUGGACACCUCUAGUGAGUGGUCAUAUAAAGCUCAGCGUAGAAGGCAGAGCUGCCCAGAUGGUCCGAGUGGGAAGCUGUUCUUUCAAGAGGAACACAAAUUCAGCAUUCAGAAUGAAGUUGUCGAGCAUCCUAAUAACAAGGCUAUUAAGUCCGAGGAGACUUGUGAAGGUGUAGAGGACCAGAGGGUCAUGAGUAGAGAAACUGGCAUGCAUCACUCCACUAGCCACCCUAUCUUCUACUGUGGUCCCGAGGACAAGUCAGUUAGUACAGUAAUCACCCCUGCUCUAAUUAAGGAAGACCCUACCAGUCAUCCCAAGAAAGAAGAAGAGAUGACCAGAGAUUCAAGAUGGCCCCAACUUAAUAUUCCAAGUGACAAGAUCAGCAAGGAGACUACCCCACUUUUGUAUCACCUCACAGGAGCGAACAGGGCAUCAUAUACAGACAAGUUCAAAAACAAUAAUGAUUGUGGUAAGGUGAUCAAGAAUCAAGACUCUGUAAAAGAUAAACAGAAAGCUGAAAAUGAUGGGCAAGCCGCUCCCAGCGGCGAAUAUCGGCAGAGUGAAGUCCCUAAAGAUCAACCAAAUGAAUUCUUCUACCCUUGUGGUACGUUAGAUGACUCCUACAAAAAGUAUUACAAGGAGAAACUGAAAGAUGCCCAAUCCAAGGUUUUGAGGGAGACUUCUUUUAAAAGGAGAGAUUUGCAACUUUCUCGGCCACACAGGAUCAAGCUACAGACAGACAAGAAUCUUUCUGUUGUACCUGCUGGUUCUCCAUCACUAGACGAACGGCCCAACUUGGACAGUCCCAGUCCUCAAGAAGCAGAUCAGGAGUACAUGAAAGAGCUUGGUCAGGAGAUCGACAAGAUAAUUGCAAAGGAAACCGAGAAGCCGCAGAAUAUUGCUCAACCACAGGUGCCUCGGGUAGGGUGUAGAAAGCGUUUGACGGCAGAUCAGAAAAAACUGUCUCACUCUGAGCCGGAGAAGCUGCACCAGCUGGCAGAUGGACCGGCUCAUAUGACAUGCCUCUCUCUUGACAACGAAGCUGAAGGUCUUCUUUCAGAGAGCGAUCACGGUCUAGUGGCUGCCAGGCGGAAGAUGUUUGAAACACGGGGCCGUGCAAUGUCCGCCUCCAACUUCUCAAAAUCAACUCUGAAGCACCUUCAGCAGAAAGCCUUGGUUGCGUACAUGGAACGUAAAACUGGUCAAAAGGUAGCGGAGCCCCAGCAUCCAGUUCCACAAGUUCCCAUACACAGAAAUUCAACUUCGGAGUGGAGCUCCAGACAUAAUUCUGGUUCCACGAAGAACCUCCACAGGCCUCUCUCUGCAGGCCAAAUUCUUGACUCUGUGUCAAGUUCUGGUAAAUACACCCAGUUCACCACUGCUCAGCCCAGCUGUCACUCAAGGCAGUCCAGCUGGAGAGAAGAGUACUCGAAAGCAGGCUAUUCAGCCUCCGUGGAGAGUCUCCUGGACCCGCCUGAACAACCCAAGUUCCCACGGACUCGCAGCACCUCCACCCCCCAUGCUUUCCAGGUUCGGAAACAUCUGGAUGAGUUGUCAGCCAUUCAUAACAUGGCUAUUUCAAGUGCUCAAAGAAAAGUAGAAGAUACACUAGUCCAUCAUAGUCGUACAGCAUCGGUCCAUGAUGAGCGGCGGGUACAAGUCAGAGCGCCCAGAGGGAAAUCUAUGGAGGAACUUGGUGUGUCCAUUAUCACGAAACCUGACGUUCUCAGCAAAAGUUCUGAGCAGCUUGACCAACUUCAGGGCGAGCAGGCCAUGCCCGGUGCAGAGAAGAGAACGGUGUCGGUUCUUGCUGAAGGAAGGCACACACCGAGGAAGAUUGUCCGCGCCGGAGAACACACGGAUAACUCUCAGGCAGGCCCUGGGAACCCACUCCUAACCAAUUCUGCAAAGCAUUCAUCCUCCAAUGAUGAUGAAAUCCAUAUAGCUUCACACAAUGGACGUAAACAUAAAGUUGACACUGUUCUGUCCAUGCCUGGUCACUCCACUGGACCUGGUGGAAUCAUGCUGGAAGUCAGCAAGGAGCAGGAGGAUUUUUCUCCAGAUAAGAGUAAAUCAUCAGUCUCCAGUCAAGAGGUUCCUCUCCUUCAUGGAGUCAGAACAGAUCCUAGUCUAUGGACCUCGACUUCUGAGGCAAAGUGUUCAUCUCCUGAAACGCCAAGGUUUCCUGAACCCCAAAACGCACCACCUGACCCGUAUGGUGCGACUGAAACCAUACCCAUCACAACACCACCUGGCAUUCAAGAGUCCAGCCUGGCACCUGCACUUAACGGGGAACAAGACCGGAAUAUAAAGGAGGAAGACGGCCCUCUUGUGAUUGAAAACAGGGACAAACUCAAGUGGGAGGUGCUUGUUCAGGAAGUGGUCUCAGCUGACCAAUCAUUAGCUCGCACCCUUUACCCUAUAACCAAUAGGAAGACAGCACUCAUGCUGAUGGAGCAGCUGUUAUCUGAAGAUAAUCUUCUAAUGGAGGAGCACUACAAGAAAAAACAGGGGCAGGCGGUUAAUAACCCAGAAACAGCUGCGCACAGCACUGAGACGCCAGUUCGUGCCAAACCGUGGAUCCUUCCGUCAUCUGUGAACAAUGAGUCCGUUCUCUCAAACCAAAAAGAAGAGCUGUGCAACACAGAAAUGGAUAUCAUCGAGAAGAAGAGAUGGCUGAUAGCGCGUAUAGAGGAGCGUUUGAAGUGUGUGGAGGAGGUCCGGUCCGGCGUCCAGGGCGAGGCGAAGGCGAACGGUGUGUGUGGCGAGGCUAUGGAGGCUCUGGUGCGGGAGAGCUGUGUGCCAGCCGAGCUCGAGCGAUACACACAGUUUAUAGGAGACCUGGAGCGGGUGGUGAGUCUUCUUCUCUGCCUGUCGGCUCGUCUGGCCCGCGUGGAGAACGCCCUCAGCGCUGCGGACGACAACAUGGACACCGAGGAGAAGCAAUCGCUGGACAACCGCUACCGUCUCCUGUGCAAACAGAGGGAGGACGCCAAAGACCUGAAGGACAACCUGGACCGUCGGGAGCGCCUGGUCUCCAGCUUUCUGUCCAAGCACCUGACGGACACACAGAUGCAGGAGUACCGGCUCUUCAUUCAGACCACAGCCUCCUUACUCAUCCGCCAGAAAGACCUGGAGGAGAAGCAGCGUUUAGGAGAGGAGCAGCUCGAGGCCUUGCUCAGCACUAUCCCAGCUCCAUGAGAACAACUCCAGACAUCUGCCUUUUCAUGUGUUUUCCUGAGACUGGUAAUGCUUUGAAACACCAUAGAGGCUUUCGCACCGGAG
This is a messenger RNA of Rhinichthys klamathensis goyatoka, 4275 nucleotides long. It is a transcript of the gene shroom1, whose product is annotated as shroom family member 1. Bases 94 to 4191 code for a protein of 1365 amino acids. Lineage: Eukaryota; Metazoa; Chordata; Actinopteri; Cypriniformes; Leuciscidae. The record is from RefSeq and is a predicted model, not a curated record. The transcript has 7 exons. Gene Ontology annotation, cellular component: apical plasma membrane; adherens junction; apical junction complex. Gene Ontology annotation, biological process: actin filament organization. Gene Ontology annotation, molecular function: actin filament binding.